AUGACGGCCUUCGAUACCUCGCCCGAUCCUGCGGACUGGGAGAAGCACACCAACGCGCGCGAAGAGACCGUCCACGAAGCUGCGGAUCGCGGACAUGCAGCCACUGACAGAUAUGGCAACGCGCUCGUACACUUUGAUCCUGCUGCUGAGCGGAAGUUGAGAUGGAAGAUCGAUCUGUACAUCAUACCUACGAUCUCACUUCUAUAUUUGUUCGCAUUCAUCGAUAGGGCAAAUAUUGGAAAUGCAAAGAUUGCUGGCUUCGAUCGUGAUCUCAAGCUCAAAGGUUAUGACUACAACAUUAUCCUCAGCAUCUUCUAUGUUUCCUACAUCAUCUUCGAGAUCCCGGCCAACAUGCUGUGCAAGAAGCUUGGACCUGGCUGGUUUAUCCCGACUACCAGUUUGCUAUUCGGUAUCUGCAGCUUUGGCACGGCCUUUGUCAAGACUCGAGCUCAGGCAUGCGGCGUGAGGUUCCUGCUUGGCAUCUUCGAGGCUGGCAUGUUGCCUGGAAUCGCCUACUACUUGAGCCGCUGGUAUCGCAGGAGUGAACUCGCUUUCCGCUUGUCGCUGUACAUUGUCAUGGCGCCCCUCGCAGGAGCCUUUGGUGGCCUCAUCGCAUCCGGGAUCCUCACCCGGGACAGUAUUGGCAGCCUCAGAACGUGGCGCAUGAUCUUUGUGGUUGAGGGUAUCAUCACGUGCGGUCUAGCUCUAAUUUCCUUCUUGACGUUGACGGAUCGGCCGGCAACCGCUCGAUGGCUGUCCCAAGAAGAGCGCGAUCUUGCGAUUGCUCGGGUGAAGUCUGAGCGUGUUGGCGUGACAGAAGUCCUGGACGAGAUCGAUACUGCGAAGACCUUGCGUGGAAUCUUCAAUCCCGUGACACUUGGGACAUCCCUCAUCUUCCUUCUCGACAAUGUCACCGUGCAAGGCUUGGCUUUCUUCCUUCCAACCAUCAUUCGCACCAUCUACCCGAAGAAUACUGUGGUCUACCAGCAACUACGCACAGUCCCGCCAUAUAUUAUUGGCGGCUUCUUCACCGUACUGUUCUGCUUCAUCUCCUGGCGCAUUGAUCGAAGGCAGAUCAUCUUUAUCGCUUCUGCGCCGUUAGUCAUGAUUGGCUACAUCAUGUUCCUCGCCUCGGAAGAAGCACUUACUCGCUACGGCGCGACAUUCCUCAUCACAGCCGGUGCCUUCUCGUAUGGCGCUCUAUGUAACGCUCAGGUCUCAGCCAACGUCGUCACCGAUACUGCUCGUGCGUCAGCAAUCGGGACGAACGUCAUGUUCGGCAACAUCGGCGGGCUUAUCAGUACCUGGGCAUUCUUGCCUUUCGAUGCACCUAACUACCACAUUGGCAAUGGUCUCAAUCUUGCAACCAGCAGCGCAAUGUUCCUUGUCAGUAUACUGGUCCUUUUCUGGAUGAAGUGGAACAACAAGGUCAGGGAGAGUAAGGACGUCGAUGCUGAGCUGGCCAAAGUGGAGACGAGGACGAUGCAGGAUCUCGACUGGAAGCAUCCGUCUUUCAGGUGGCGGCCGUGA
Messenger RNA from Recurvomyces mirabilis, 1530 nucleotides. RefSeq lists its product as uncharacterized. The transcript has 9 exons. Lineage: Eukaryota; Fungi; Ascomycota; Dothideomycetes; Mycosphaerellales; Teratosphaeriaceae. Gene Ontology annotation, molecular function: transmembrane transporter activity. The record is from RefSeq and is a predicted model, not a curated record. Gene Ontology annotation, biological process: transmembrane transport. Gene Ontology annotation, cellular component: membrane. The coding region runs from base 1 to 1530 and encodes 509 amino acids.